AUGGGGAGGAACGAUACAGUGGGCACAUUUUUCCUUAAACAAUUCAGUUGCAGUAUUCAUACGGAGGACAGCGGGAGAGAUGUGCGCAUAGAAUCAACACGAUGCAGCAGAAGAAGUGAGCUGCUCUUGAACACAAACUGCUGUACUACUAGCAAGAAGCGUACUGCAUUCCGUCGGUGCCGUCCAGGUGAUGGAUUUACGAGACCUAAAUCUCCUAAACUCAAACCGUACAAUGCAUUCACACCGCUAAGUGAACUAAGACAAAUCUCCAUAGUUGGGCCGAGUGAUUUUUGCAACUCUUUUGAAGCAAAUCAAAGUUUUCCGCGCGUAGGAAGAAGCUGCUUACGGUACGGUGGACAACUCAGCAGAGCGUCGUUCGUAAGUAAAAUCAAUUCCCCUGCACGGCUGAGCUGGUACUCGAUGGCGAACAUGGAUCGGGUGCGUGUGGACGGCUCCAAUGGUGUCCGCUUUACCGCCUUCCGUUCGAAGGGAGGCUGCUAUCCGCAUGGUGUAUCGUCGCCGUACAACAAUUCGUACAUUGCAUCCACCUCGGAGUCAAUAGGCCGGCUUACGAAAAGUGACAUCAAUCCAAAUAAGGCGGUCUUUACCAUUGACUCGAAAACGUCCCGAAUUCUGAUCGUAAAUCGAAAUGCCUGCGAGUUGCUAGGAUACAGCUCGAAGGAGCUGUGUGAAAUGGAGUUUACCAGCCUACUGCUGAACAAAAGUAAAAUGCACGUGUCGGCGUUGGCGGAGGGUCAGUUGAACAGUGAAGAUGGGACGGUGAUAAUUCUGAGCGGAAAAGUGGUCGAGCUGUGCACAAAGUACGACAAAAAUGUAGCCGUCUCGCUGUGGGUUCGACAGAUCGACAUCGAGGGACAGAGAUGUCUAGCCGUGGCAGAACCGGUCGAACGACGAAUAGCCCAGGUGGUGAUCGACCAGAGUGGAUACAUUUUAUCGGGCGAUAACGAGGCCCUGAUGCUUUUCCAACUGGAUUCGAUCGAUAAAUUUGUUGGAAUGGAUGUGGCGCUUCUAAUACCUGCCAUCCAACUACCCGAUCCAGACACCAGUCUUAUCGCGAAGCAUAUCAGAAAGCAGAAAGCGACCGGUAAAACACAGGACGGCGUUUCUUUCCCACUGUGUUUGAUAAUUUCUCACCACGAAACCGGUACCGACACUACGGACAGUGGACUAUCAAAUCCUGGCGCACUGCUUUACAUGGUUACGAUCUGGGUGUACACCAAUCUGUCCGGGUUGCUGGUGAUCGAUGAAAAUUCCAUUAUAGAAUCAUGCAAUCAUCACUUUUCCAUGCUUAUGUUUGGUAUUCCGCAAAGCAGGACGAUCGGAGAGCACAUAACCAAGCUGAUACCUAACUUUGGUCAGGAGAGCGAUUGUUUGACAAGGAGUCGAAACGCAACACUGUCGUCGCUCGAUAACGACGAAUCGGAAACGGAAACGGAUCACGUGGAGCUAGAGAACAGCAAGGGAGAUUUUCUGCAAUCGAGUGCAUUGCAUGACUUAAAAUCAUCCCACUGUGAUAGUCUCAGUCCGGUAAAGGAACCACGUAAGGUGUGUCUGGAUUUUACGAAUGCUUCACAAACCGGGAAACGAUCGUCAUUCAGUAUGGUAGCUGUUACGAGUACGAUCCCCGGUGGAUCAACGGCAGAAGACCAUACGGAUGCAGAACAAGUAGUUGCAAAUGGUAGCGAACAUGUCACCGAUGUGCAACCAGUAAAGCAGCACAACAUAGUUCUUAUGGUGUCAGAUAAGAUGGUAUAUGUAGAGGACAAUAGCGAAAACAAUCCUAAUUAUGCAAACGUAUCAAACGCACAAAAUUCCCAUGCCUUAAAGCCGUGCACUUCUUCAUUAGCGCCAACAGCAGCAACAGUAGGAACCGCAACGGAAAACAUAACAGUAGCAAGCAAUGCAUCAGCAGCAGCAGUAGCAGCAGCAGGACCAGCUGGUGGCGAAGAGUCAGCGAAUAAGAAUAGUAGUGUCUUAGCGUCGGAAGAUUAUGUUAACCUAUCGGAGAGUGAUUUGCUCACGCCAGUCAACGAAAACUCAUUGUGUAUGAAUUUAUUACACCCCAAGAAUGUGUCUAUCAACGAAACGAAAAGCCCACUGUACACUUCGGAGGACAUAAACGUGGCACUGCUGAAGGACAGCACACCAGCCAGCGCACCACCGGUUAUGGUUACACCACGCUUCAUAAAACCGUACGAACACGUAAAGGGACAAGGUUCACUGGUAACCUCUACGCCGGAUCAGCACAAACGUCAUUCGGCGGGCGGUAUUAACGACAUCAUCCGACAGAUGGGAAUAUCCGCCAAACGAAUGUCUUACGUAGACGGAAAGUAUAGAGGAGAAGCGAUUCAUUACGAUGGAAAUGUGAUCGAUAUUAUCUACACCAUCGCUAGCCAGAUGCUGCCCUGCGGACGUAAGGUCUAUUGUAUCUGGAUAAGCCGAGAUCCAGAAUCUUCGUACAACAAUCUAGAAGAGGCGAACGUAACGCUUACUUUUAACAGUAUUACCAGCACGAUCGACAACUCUCUGGGUCAGCAGGGGAAAAGUAUGAAUGCGGCGAAUGCGCCAGUAAACGCCAGCCAGAGCCGACCGAACUCUGUGUCGCUUGUGUCGCAGUGCGAAGAAGAGCAGGUGUUUGGAGAGUACAAUAAACACUACACAACGAUAAAGCAAAUCGGCAAAGGUGCGUACGGGUACGUGAAGCUAAGCUACCGCAACACGGACCGCCUGUUGGUAAUAUCGAAGUUCAUACUGAAGGAGAAAUUGUGCUCCAACUUUAUGAUCGCUACGGAGGAUAAGAAGGAAAUCCCGAUGGAGAUAUAUCUGCUGACCCACGUGAAGCAUCCCAACAUCGUGACCGUGUUCGAUGUGUUUGAAAACGAAAAAUUCUUCCAGCUCGUCAUGGAAGUGCACGGCUCGGGAAUGGAUCUGUUCGAGUUUAUCGAUCGACGGCCGGCGCUUACGGAAAAGCUUGGUUGUCACAUUUUCCGCCAGAUUGCGAAUGCGGUCGACUAUCUCCAUUCGCUAAACAUUCUGCAUCGUGAUAUCAAGGACGAAAAUAUCAUAAUCGAUCAACAUUUUCACGUGAAGCUAAUUGAUUUCGGAUCGGCCACAUUCAUGCAGGAAGGUAAGCUGUUUUCCACGUUCUACGGCACAACGGAGUACUGCAGCCCGGAAGUACUGGCCGGAAACAAGUAUGCCGGUCCGGAGCUAGAAAUGUGGUCACUAGGUGUGACGCUGUACGUGCUGAUGUUUUUCGAAAACCCGUUCCUAGACAUCGAGGAAACGCUCAAGUCGGAAUUAAUAAUACCGCAAGAGAUUAGUCCCGAGUUGGAGUAUGUGUUAUUGGCGUUACUGGACAAAAAUCCCAAAACGAGAAUAACGAUGAAACAAUUAAUUCUUACCGAAUGGUUGACCCAGGACAUCAAUCCGAGCACGUUUAACUUUGCACAAAUUGUUCCCUGCGAACCGUACGAAGUGAACCCGGAGAAGUACUACAACGGACAGAUUUACUCUAGUCAAACCGGGCUCUCCACAUCGCCGCACAGUUUGUCGCUGGUAGACGACGAAGAGGAGGAAGGUGACGACGAGGAUGACGAGCCCCAUGCCCAUAUUGAUGAUUCUUUCGUUGAUCCGGAAGAGUUGCAGGAUGAUGAUGUUUGUCCUUUGUCGCACGAUGAUGAGCGAACGCCAGAACGAUCUUACGAAGUGUACAGUAUACGGGACACAAAUACUGCCAGUAUUGUACUGGGCAAAGGAAUUCAAAAUCUCUCUCUGCAAGAAACUAGUGACACGAAAUCGUCAUCUACAUGCACUAGUCACAGCAGCAAAAACGAUUCCUCGUCAGUUGCCGUCGUUGUUAGUACAGGUAAUUCAAAUCCUUGCUUCGCGUACCACGAACAGCCAGUUCCUGUCGUUGUUCCUUGCUGUGGUGGUGGUGGUGGUGGUGGUGGUGGGACUUCCUUAGAAAAUAUUUCUCCGAUGGGUUGUACUGGCGGUAAAAGUGAAAGAACGAUCCCACAAUCUGUCCCCGUCACCAGUGCCAGUACCAGUCCCCUUGUAUGUGUUACCGAUGAUGUGUAUAAGCCUAGUCUGUUUGAUUGUAAUCUUAAGCGUGUUGUUUCUGUUGAUACAGCAGCUAAUGUUGUUCCUUCCUCGUCGGUAAUCCCAAACACCCCCUCAAUGUUGUCCCUCCAGGGAAAUAAUAUCGAGGACAAUUUUCGACAGUCGAACAAGUUCCGACAGUGCGAUUCGAGUUGUUCCACUACACCAUCACUUGCAUUGCCAACUUCUUCCGUGUUGAUGUGCACCAUAAUGCCAUACUCGGUGCUGAAUAGUGGAGAUAGUUGCUGCAGCAGUGUCACUACCAUGAGCAGUUGCUGCAGCUUUGACGAACACCAUUUGAAUUUUCGCUGUCCGGAUGAUAGCACUAGUAGUAGUGCGGCCGACACGCCAACAAACUGUUGCUCGCAGGAGGUCUCGCAAUCUCAAAUCAAUGCCAAGUCUCCGUUGCCGAAGAAGAGUACUUAUGACGAUGCGUCGAAUUUGCUACUACUGGACACACGUCACUAUGCCGCCUCGUCUUCUUCGACCAGUCCUUGUAGUUCGCUGACUUCAUCCAAAUCGGAGAAUAACAUAUUCGAUGGCAACUUUGCAACGUUUAGCUCGAUAUAUGACGUUGUAAGCAUGGACAGUGUAACUGAUGCGGGCAAUGUGACUGGUCCCGAUCUAUCGGUGAUGCUUCCCUUUCAUGGCUGUGCUGUUACGGAUCUGUCUCGCACUCUCGCACCUCCAUCCGCGGCGGCCACCCUGCAAGAUAUGAACGCCGCCAGCGAGUCCGUUGGACAGGCUCGAUGGCAUCAGACACAAGUGCAGCAACCGCCCGGACAUCACGAGCUAGGUGUGAGUGAUUCUUUACCCGCAAUUGAGGAGGAAGUGCCAGACACCACGAAUCGAACGAAAUGCAAUUAUGAUGAGACGGUGGGGAAGCAAAGCUUACAGGAAACUAACAGCCUGCAACAGCAAAACCAUCAUCAUCCUGGUGAUGAUGGUGACACGAGCAAUAGUGAAAGUUUAACAGGUGGUUGUGCUUCGCUCGAGCUGAUGAACCAUGGGAUAACGAAGAAGGAUGAGAACGAUCAUACGAAUGAUAGCGAUUACGAGCAUGAUAGUUUCGAGGAGGAGGUAGGCGAUGAUCGCUAA
Messenger RNA from Anopheles maculipalpis, 5223 nucleotides. RefSeq lists its product as uncharacterized. The coding region runs from base 1 to 5223 and encodes 1740 amino acids. Gene Ontology annotation, molecular function: protein serine/threonine kinase activity; ATP binding. Gene Ontology annotation, biological process: intracellular signal transduction; protein phosphorylation; negative regulation of glycogen biosynthetic process. The record is from RefSeq and is a predicted model, not a curated record. Gene Ontology annotation, cellular component: cytoplasm; cytosol; nucleus. NCBI's taxonomy places the organism in Eukaryota, Metazoa, Arthropoda, Insecta, Diptera, Culicidae. The transcript is spliced from 6 exons.